ACCAGUGGUCAAUAUUAGAUGAUGAGACUUUCCCAUACUUUCCUCUAUCCUCUCCACUCAUGCCAGCGUCUGUUCGGUGUUUAUUAAACAGUUAACCAUGGCUGCUUUUCUUACUCUUCACAGUCUACAUGGCUCUCUUCUUCGAUCCCAGUUCCUGGGCCAAGACCACAAAAAGCAAUUCACGUUUCACAGAAAGGCAACACCAUCCACAGCACAAACAAGGGCUAAAUUCAACAUGGCAGAAAUCUUGGGAGGCAGAGGGCUAUGCAACGGAGAAAAAGGUAUUGAACAAGAGCUGAAGAAGAAAGUGGAAGAGCAGGCACCACCAGCAAGCGGAACAGAGCAAGAAGCAAACUCAGGUGGGCCGGCCCAAGCAACGACUGUUCCAGAGGAUGCCUUCGAGAAAGAAAUGAUGGGGUUAACAGGAGGAUUUCCAGGAGGAGAAAAGGGUUUGGAAAAAUUUAUCCAGGAAAAUCCUCCACCUCCCAAACAGUCAUCAUCAGGUAAAAUAACUGACCUUAAACUCUCCAACAAGCCAAAAGCACCGGAAUUACCGCUCUUGUUGCCAGGGAUGAUUGCAAUAGUCAAAAACGAGAAUAACCCGUAUUACAUGUACUGUGGUAUUGUACAGCGGAUCACAGAUGGCAAGGCAGGGGUUCUGUUUGAAGGAGGAAACUGGGACAGGUUGAUUACUUUUCGGCUGGAAGAACUGGAACGCAGGGAAAAAGGUCCUCCAAUGAAAAACCCCAAGUCUGCUGUGCUCGAACCAUUUCUUGAAAAGAAAUCAAAGUAGGCAGGGUCUUAGUUCUCCGUUGUAAAGCAUGUUUAUUAGUUAUUUAUAUAGUACAAGAUCCAUUCUGCAAUUGAAACAUCAACCAGGAUCGUUGUCGGUCCCUAUAUUCCAAAAUCAAUUAUUCAAUUACAUCAAUUACUACAACAACGUAGAAAUAUCAAUCACGGAUUUCCAUUCCA
Molecule: messenger RNA, 972 nt
Organism: Prosopis cineraria
Lineage: Eukaryota; Viridiplantae; Streptophyta; Magnoliopsida; Fabales; Fabaceae
Product: NAD(P)H-quinone oxidoreductase subunit S, chloroplastic
Exons: 1
Coding region: 98-793 (231 amino acids)
Biological process (GO): photosynthetic electron transport chain
Source: RefSeq, a predicted model, not a curated record